AUGUCUUUGAAAGAUAAAUCUGGUGUAUUAGUCGAGGAAGCCUCUGCCGGCUCCGAUAACGAAAGAAAAGACUAUUCUAAUGCUUCUUUGGCAAGCGUUGAAGAUGACCCGGAAAAAGAGGAUUUUUCCGAUAUUGACGAGAAGAAAUUGCUCAGGAAGCUUGACUUUCGUCUUAUCCCGCUUUUCACCGUCUUAUACUUACUUAGUUUCUUGGAUAGAGGCAACAUCGGUAAUGCUAAAAUCGAAGGUCUCCCCGAGGACUUGAACCUUGUGGGCAACCAGUUCAACAUGGCGUUAUUGAUUUUCUUUAUCUUUUACGCCGUGUUGGAAAUGCCUUCCAAUAUGAUUUUGCAUCGUACGAAGCCUCAUAUCUAUAUUCCCACCACCAUGGUUAUCUGGUCUAUUGUCAUGACCUUGAUGGGAACAGUGCAAAACUACGACCAGCUCUUGGCUACCAGAGCGCUUUUGGGUAUUUUUGAAGCUCCACUUUUCCCUGGUAUUUCGUACCUUUUAUCGAUGUACUACCUGAAAAAAGAGAUUCUUGUUAGACAAGCCGUUUUCUUCAGUGCAGCUACUUUGGCAGGUGCAUUUUCUGGUCUUUUGGCUGCCGCUAUCGCUCAAAUGGACGGUGUCGGAGGAUACGAAGGUUGGAGAUGGAUUUUUAUUAUCGAGGGUUUGCUUACUUUCGUGGUUGGUGUAUUCUCGUACACUUGUUUCCCAUCCUACCCUAAGGAUUGCAAGUUCCUUACUCCAAAAGAGAGGAGAUUUGUCAUUCACAAGGUCAAAUACUCAACUAACGCUGAGCCAAAGAAGACCGAUGGCGAAGAAAUGCCACAAGACAUUAACAGGGCUGAAGACGAUUCUCGUGACAGAAAAUACCUCUGGGCAGUUUUGAAGGACUGGCAAGUUUGGCUUCAGCUUUUGGCUUUGUAUGGUGUUAAUGUGCCACUUUAUGCUGUGUCUCUUUUCGGCCCUACUAUCAUUCAUAGUUUGGGUUACAGCACAACUGAAUCUCAGCUUUUGGGUGUCCCACCAUAUGUACUUGCUACCAGUAUGUGUGUCUUGCAGUCAUGGCUCUCAGCAAGAUGGGGUGUUAGAGCACCUUUCUUGAUCUUUAACAUCCUUUGUAUCUGUGUUGGAUUUGCUAUGUGUUUGGGUGCAGAUGCAGUUUCUACUCCAGGAGUUGUCUACGGCGGUAUGUAUGCCAUUUCUUCUGGAUGUGCAGCUUACCCUCUUGUGGUUAUUUGGCUUUCCAACAAUUUAUCCGGUUCUUACAAGAGAGCCUUGGGUAUGGGUUUACAGAUCGGACUUGGAAAUCUCAGUGGUGUUUUCGCUUCCAACUUCUACAGAACCCAAGAUGCUCCACAGUAUAAGCUUGGUCAUGGUUUGGGAUGUGGUUUUGCCGGAAUGGGACUUAUCGUUACCGUUAUUAUUGCUGUCAGUUACCUCGGUAUCAACAAGAAGAGAAAGCACGACAUUGCCCAAGGAAAAUACGAUGAUGUACCACCAGAGGACCUCAUUAAAAUGGGAGACAGAAAUCCUUACUUUCUUUAUCGGUUGUAG
This is a messenger RNA of Candidozyma haemuli, 1563 nucleotides long. RefSeq lists its product as uncharacterized. Gene Ontology annotation, cellular component: membrane. The transcript has a single exon. Gene Ontology annotation, biological process: transmembrane transport. Gene Ontology annotation, molecular function: transmembrane transporter activity. NCBI's taxonomy places the organism in Eukaryota, Fungi, Ascomycota, Pichiomycetes, Serinales, Metschnikowiaceae. Bases 1 to 1563 code for a protein of 520 amino acids. The record is from RefSeq and is a predicted model, not a curated record.